GAAAACACCACUUUUGGUCAACGUUUACCCUCGACCCUCGGGUAAACCAAGCAUUGUCUUUUAAUGUUGAUAAUAGGAACGGGGUGGCUAACGUCAUUUUUCUAUCUUCAGAUGUUCGUCCGCUCUUCACCUGGUGCUGGAGGGAUGUGUGGGUUGGAAGUGUUAGGACACAUCUAGUCCACCUCUGCUCAGAGAGAACACAUCUAGUCCACCUCUGCUCAGAGAGAACACAUCUAGUCCACCUCUGCUCAGAGAGAACACAUCUAGUCCACCUCUGCUCAGAGAGAACACAUCUAGUCCACCUCUGCUCAGAGAGAACACAUCUAGUCCACCUCUGCUCAGAGAGAACACAUCUAGUCCACCUCUGCUCAGAGAGAACACAUCUAGUCCACCUCUUCUCAGAGAGAACACAUCUAGUCCACCUCUUCUCAGAGAGAACAUAGCACUGUGUCUUCCACACACUGCCUGCCUGGGGAGACCAGCCACCACAUCCUCAGAGCAUUGGAUGCAGCUGGGUCAAAACCAGAGGAGAAGAGAGAAUGGCUUUCUGUGGUGCUGUGAGGAUGAGAGGAUAACUGGGCCAAGCACUGAGGGCCCUGAGGUGGACAGGCACAGUUGAAGCAGCAGGCCAGGGUUGAGCCAGGCAGGCAGUGGGCACCCACCGUCCAGGGACCAGGAGCCACCAUUUCUCGAGUGGUGUGGCCGGCGCGGAGGAGGGGUGCCGUGCGGAGGCUGGAGGCACUCUGGAUGAUGACCAGCCUGUUCCGCCGCCGCAACAGUGGUAACCAUGGUGAUGUGGCAUCACACAACGACAGCCCAGUCCCAGCUGAACUCAACAACGGUAAUCCCAGUGGGGGUGGGCGAACGGUGCGGCGUCUGGAGUUCAACCAGGCUAUGGAGGACUUCAGGACUAUGUUCCCCAACAUGGAGCAGGAGGUGAUAGAGUGUGUGCUGCGGGCCAACCACGGAGCCGUGGACUCCACUAUCGACCAGCUGCUCCAGAUUAGCCUGGAAGGACACGGCUCUGAUGACGGCUCCGACUCAGAGGACAGCAUCCCCCUUGAGAUCUUGGAGCGGACGUUGGAGCCGGACAGCUCUGACGAGGAGCCCCCGCCGGUCUACUCUCCGCCCUCCUAUGACAUGCACAUCUACGACAGGAAGUACCCAGAUCAGGUCCUGCCCACAGCAUCACCACCACCCAGCUUUGAUGCCAGUCAAUCCCGUCCCUGCCAGCCCCCUCCUGGUCCACACCCUCCUGCCAGUCAAAGGCAGAUUGGAAGUUACAGGAACUGGAACCCACCGUUACUAGGCAACCUCCCUGAUGAUUUCCUCCGGAUCCUGCCUCAGCAGCUGGAUCGUCUGCCACGCUCUCACAGCAGCCUAACGCCGACUAGUCUGACCCAGCCCUCCUGCUCUUCCUCCCUGUUGUCCAUGACGCAGCAGGUUGAGCCUGGGGCUGGGGCGGCGGCCAGGGCAGGCCAGGUUGGCAUGGAGACGGACCAGGAGAGAAAGCUGAAGCAGUACUUGGAGGAUGAGCGCAUAGCCCUCUUCCUGCAGAACGAGGAGUUUAUGAGGGAGCUGCAGCGCAACCGCGAGUUCCUCAUCGCCCUUGAGAGAGAUCGGCUGCAGUAUGAGUCAAAGGCAUCCAAGUACCAUCAUUCACCAGCUUUCAUGGGGACGUCCACUCCAGGAGAUAAUUGUGCCUCAGGCUCUGGGGAGGCCUGCACCAAUGUUACAGAUGACGCCUUGUUCCGUGACAAACUCAAGCACAUGGGCAAAUCUACGCGAAAGAAGCUUUUUGAAAUCGCUAGAGCUUUCUCUGAAAACACCCGAAGAAGAAAAACAAAAAGGAGGGCCCUCAUGAAACAUCAUUCACUGGGUAAUGCUGCCUCCACUGCCAACCUCUUGGAAGAUGAAGAAGCUGGACACCUGAGUGAGGAGGACAGCAUGCUCAAGAGACCAGGCCCUCAGGAAGAGCAGGUGCCCCAACAGGAAGUGUUAUCAUGAGUUGUCAUAUAGUUUUGUCUGUGACAAUGGAAGAACAAUAUGGCUCACACUACCCUCUUCUUGACCUGAACCAGCCUGUCCCAAGUCCCUUGGAAUAUUACUACUUUCAGAUGAAAUUUCCCAGUUAUGAAGUCGUAAGUCCUGUUUUAGAAGUGAGAGCAAUGCUUCCUACCAAUGAGAUGUCAUCUAGCACGAUGAGCUAGCUAACAUUGCUAAUGAUAAAGUUAGCUAGCUUGCUUAACUUUGACAAUAUGGUAAACUAGCUAUUAUCCACAUUGAUAAGUUUGACAGCGUCAAACAUUAAUUUGCUUUAUCAUUUUAUGGUUGAUGAAAGGUCAGUGAUGAAACGUCACAACUCUUAAAUUGGUUAUCUUCUCUGACUUUCACUCUUGGAAUUCCACCAUGGGAGGGUUGUUCAAGUGCUUAUUUCCCAGUCAGAACAUCAUAUUUCCCACUUGAGUAGCAUUUGAAGGCAGCAUAUUGCUCUUUUGAUUUCAUGUUUCAGAAAUCAAACUAGCUAGUUAGGCACUUUUUAAAAUAUUUAAGUUAUGUCAAAUGUAUUGUUAUUGAUGGUGAAUAUUUAAAAAAUGUUAGAUUUAAAAUAUUGAAAUUAUUCCUGAUAAUUGCUGGGUGAUACAGUAAAGGCACAGUGAAAGCUGGAGUUGUAAUUCUGAUAGGACUCAGGACCCUAGUGCAUUUUACUCUCAUAUGAAUGGAUUUGAACAUGUCUAGCUCCGGAACAUUCAAACAGUCCAUUUCUGGCCCCAUGUGAGUUUCUCUGUGUGCAACAGUGAAUGUUCUAGUUUAUGCUUCCCCCAAUGCAAUUAUAUUCUCCCAAUCUGAGACUAUACUCUCUACCAAGUUGUCUGCCUUAAGGUUCAACAACAAGGUCCAGAUAGGAACAUUUCCCCCAUUGAUCUAAUGGUACAGUUGAAGUCGAAAGUUUACAUACAUUUAGGUUGGAGUCAUUUAAAACUCAUUUUUCAACCACUCAACAAAUUUUUUGUUAACACAUUAUAGUAUUGGCAAGUGGGUUAGGACAUCUGCUUUGUGCAUGACACAAGUAAUUUUUCCAACAAUUGUUUACAGAGAGAUUAUUUCACUUAUAAUUCACUGUAUCACAAUUCCAGUGGGUCAGAAGGUAACAUACACUAAGUUGACUGUGCAUUUAAACAGCUUGGAAAAUUCCAGAAAAUUAGUUCAUGGCUUUAGAAGCUUCUGAUAGGCUAAUUGACAUCAUUUGAGUCCAUUGGAGGUGUGGAUGUAUUUCAAGGCCUACCUUCAAACCCAGUGCCUCUUUGCUUGACAUCAGGUGUAAAUCAAAAGAAAUCAGCCAAGAUAUAUGUGGAUAUAUUGAAGCAACAUCUCAAGACAUCAGUCAGGAAGUUAAAGCUUGGUCGCAAAUGGGUCUUCCAAAUGGACAGUCACCCUCAGCAUACUUCCAAAGUUAUGGCUGAAGGACAAAGUGAAGGUAUUGGAGUGGCCAUCACAAAGCCCUGACCUCAAUCCUAAAGAGGAUAUGUGGGCAGAACUGAAAAAGUGUGUGCGAGCAAGGAGACCUCCAAACCUGACUCAGUUACACCAGCUCUGUCAGAAGGAAUGGGCCAAAAUUCACCCAAGUUAUUGUGGGAAGCUUGUGGAAGGCUAACUGAAAAGUUUGACCCAAGUUCAACGAUUGAAAGGCAAUGCUACCAAAUACUAAUUGAGUGUAUGUCAACUUCUGACCCAUUGGGAAUGUGAUGAAAUAAAUAAAAGCUGAAAUAAAUCAUUCUCUACUAUUAUUCUGACAUUUCAUGUUCUUAAAAUAAAGUGGUGAUCCUAACUGACUUAAGACAGGGAAUGUUUACGAGGAUUAAAUGUCAGGAUUUGUGAAAAACUGAGUUUAAAUGUAUUUGUCUAAGGUGUAUGUAAACUUCCAACUUUAACUGUAUAUUCCCAGAGUGUAACGGUUUUCUAGGUGUGGUGAAGGAGAGUCGGACCAAAACGCAGCGUGUAGAUCACGAUCCAUGGUUAAUCAACAAACGUAAACAUGAAUUAACACAAACACUACAAAACGUAACGAAAACCGAAACAGCCUAUACUUGUCAACUAACACAGUGACAGGAACAAAGUCACUAAGGACAAUCACCCACGACAAACUCAAAGAAUAUGGCUGCCUAAAUAUGGUUCCCAAUCAGAGACAACGAUAAACACCUGCCUCUGAUUGAGAACCACUCCAGACAGCCAUAGACUUUGCUCGAUCACCCCACUAGCUACAAUCCCAAUAUAUACACACCAAAACCCCAAGACAAAACACACCACAAUACAAAAACCCCAUGCCACACCCUGGCCUGACCCAAUACAUAAAGAUAAACACAAAAUACUUCGACCAGGGCAUGACACAGAGAUGACUAAUGUAGGGGAAUACUGUUUCCAGUGUAACCAGCGAGCCCUGGUUUGAAUCUGAAUCUGGACCUUCAGUGUAACAGUAUCCAUGGGUUUUCACCUUUAGCAUGCCUAUGCCUAUUUAGUAAGUUUAUAAAAUAAUUAAUUUACUGUUUCUCAUGUACAUUAUUAGAAACACUAUGAAGUUCCUUCUUCUGUUUGUGGCCCCUACAUCUUUUUUGCUUACAGUAGAGCAGUUAGUCCUUCAAUUGUGAGUUGAGGCUUAACUGUCACAGUUAACUCUACUUGCAAUUUUCAUAUUCUACCAUUUUCAUUCUUAAUGAAUUGUCUUUUUCAACCACGUGUUCUUGCUGGUGAAUAUCACUGCUAUGUCUCUCAGAGUAUACCUCUUUGCACCUCAGAACUUUUACUCAAGUAGUAUGUUUUUGUUAUUUAAAGAAGAAGAAAUGAUGUCUAUUAUUUGAAGAUAACAGUUUUACUCCUGUGUUGCUUGUAGCUACUUAGGAAAGGAAGCUCGAGACUAUCACACUGAUCCAAUGGCUUUAUGUGAUCCUACUGUAAAUGAGACCAGUAAGACUUGAUAGAAGUUUUUAUAUUAUGUCUUCCAUAUUAUUUUUUGGACAAUACCAGUACUUCCUGAUAUUGCUCAAGCUGGUUUAGACUUGUAUUUAUAAAGUGCAUUUAGAAAUUAGUCAGACCCCUUGACUUUUUUCCACAUUGUUACGUUGUAGCCAAAAGAUCUAAAAUUGAUCAAAUUGUUUUUUUCACCUCAUCAAUCUACACACAAUAACCCAUAAUGACAAAGCAAAAACAGUUAUUUACAAAAUGUUCCCGCAAAAUUAUACAAAAUUAAAAAUGGAAAUAUGACAAGUAUUCAGACCCUUUACUCAGUACUUGAAGCACAUUUUGCAGCGUUAACAGCCUCGAGUUUUCUUGGGUAUGACGCUACGAGCUUGACACACCUGUAUUUGGGGAGUUUCUCCCAUUUUUCUCUGCAGAUCCGCUCAAGCUCUGUCAGUUUGGAUGGGGAGUGUCACUGCACAGCUUUUUUUCAGGUCUCUCCAGAGAUGUUCGAUAGUUUUCAAGCCUGGGCUCUGGCUGGGCCACACAAGGACAUUCAGAGAUUUGUCCCGAAUCCACUCCUGCAUUGUCUUUGCUGUGUGCUUAGGGUCAUUGUCCUGUUGGAAGGUGAACCUUUUCCCCCAGUCUGAGGUCCUGAGCACUCUGGAGCAGGUUUUCAUCAAGGAUCUCUCUGUACUUUGCUCCGUUCUUCUUUCCCUCGACCCUGACUGGUCUCCCAGUCCCUGCCUCUGAAAACGUCUCCACAGCAUGAUGCUGCCACCACCAUGCUUCACCGUAGGGAUGUUGCCAGGUUUCCUCCAGACGUGAUGCUUGGCAUUCAGGCCAGAGUUCAAUCUUGGUUUCAUCAGACCAGAAAAUCUUGUUUCUCAUGGUCUGAGAGUCCUUUAGGUGCCUUUUGGCAAACUCCAAGUUGGCUGUCAUGCAGUUGUGGAAAAAGUACCCGACUCUCAUACUUGAGUAAAAGUAAAGAUACCGUAAUAGAAUAUGACUCAAGUAUAAGUCAGUCAUCCAGUAAAAUUCUACUUGAGUAAAGGUCUGAAAGUAUUUGGUUUAAAAUAUACUUACAGUGGGGCAAAAAAGUAUUUAGUCAGCCACCAAUUGUGCAAGUUCUCCCACUUGAAAAGAUGAGAGGCCUGUAAUUUUCAUCAUAGGUACACUUCAACUAUGACAGACAAAAUGAGGGGGGAAAAAUUCAGAAAAUCACAUUGUAGGAUUUUUAAUGAAUUUACUUGCAAAUUAUGGUGGAAAAUAAGUAUUUGGUCAAUAACAAAAGUUUAUCUCAAUACUUUGUUAUAUACCCUUUGUUGGCAAUGACAGAGGUCAAACGUUUUCUGUAAGUAUUCACAAGGUUUUCACACACUGUUGCUGGUAUUUUGGCCCAUUCCUCCAUGCAGAUCUCCUCUAGAGCAGUGAUGUUUUGGGGCUGUCGCUGGGCAACACGGACUUUCAACUCCCUCCAAAGAUUUUCUAUGGGGUUGAGAUCUGGAGACUGGCUAGGCCACUCCAGGACCUUGAAAUGCUUCUUACGAAGCCACUCCUUCGUUGCCCAGGCGGUGUGUUUGGGAUCAUUGUCAUGCUGAAAGACCCAGCCACGUUUCAUCUUCAAUGCCCUUGCUGAUGGAAGGAGGUUUUCACUCAAAAUCUCAAGAUAUCUCCCCAUUCAUUCUUUCCUUUACACGGAUCAGACGUCCUGGUCCCUUUGCAGAAAAACAGUCCCAGAGCAUGAUGUUUCCACCCCCAUGCUUCACAGUAGGUAUGGUGUUCUUUGGAUGCAACUCAGCAUUGUUUGUCCUCCAAACACGACGAGUUGAGGUUUUACCAAAAAGUUAUAUUUUGGUUUCAUCUGACCAUAUGACAUUCUCCCAAUCUUCUUCUGGAUCAUCCAAAUGCUCUCUAGCGAACUUCAUACGGGCCGGGACAUGUACUGGCUUAAGCAGGGGGAUACGUCUGGCACUGCAGGAUUUGAGUCCCUGGCGGCGUAGUGUGUUACUGAUGGUAGGCUUUGUUACUUUAGUCCCAGCUCUCUGCAGGUCAUUCACUAGGUCCCCCCGUUCUGGGAUUUUUGCUCACUGUUCUUGUAAUCAUUUUGACCCCACGGGAUGAGAUCUUGCGUGGAGCCCCAGAUCGAGGGAGAUUAUCAGUGGUCUUGUAUGUCUUCCAUUUCCUAAUAAUUGCUCCCACAGUUGAUUUCUUCAAACCAAGCUGCUUACCUAUUGCCGAUUCAGUCUUCCCAGCCUGGUGCAGGUCUACAAUUUUGUUUCUGGUGUCCUUUGACAGCUCUUUGGUCUUGGCCAUAGUGGAGUUUGGAGUGUGACUGUUUGAGGUUGUGGACAGGUGUCUUUUAUACUGAUAACAAGUUCAAACAGGUGCCAUUAAUACAGGUAACGAGUGGAGGACAGAAUAGCCUCUUAAAGAAGAAGUUACAGGUCUGUGAGAGCCAGAAAUCUUGCUUGUUUGUCGGUGACCAAAUACUUAUUCUCCACCAUAAUUUGCAAAUAAAUUCAUUAAAAAUCCUGUCUAUCAUAGUUGAAGUGUACCUAUGUUGAAAAUUACAUGCCUCAUCUUUUUAAGUGGGAGAACUUGCACAAUUGGUGGCUGAUUAAAUACUUUUUUGCCCCACUGUAAGUAAUCAAAAGAACAAGUAUAAAUAAUUAUUUAUAUUAAGCAAACCAGAUGGCACCAUUUUCUUGGAUGGAAUAUGAAAUUACAUUCUUCCAAUAUGCUGUGAUAGGUCCCAUGUUGCUCAGUUGGUGGAGCAUGAUAGUUAGUCUUGUCCCAUCGCUGCAACUCUCGUAUGGACUCUGGAGUGGCGAAGGUCGAGAGCCAUGCGUCCUCCGAAACACGACCCCGCCAAGCCGCUGAUUCUUGACAUACUGCUUGCUUAAUCCGUAAGCCAGCCGUACCAAUGUGUCUGAGGAAACACUGUACAACUGGCGACUGAAGUCAGCUUGCAUGCUCCCAUAAAGGCCUGAUUGGUGGAGUGCUGCAGAGAUGGUGGUCCUUCUGGAAGGUUCUCCCAUCUUCACAGAGGAACUCUGGAGCUCUGUCAGUGUCCAUCGGGUUCUUGGUUACCUCCCUGACCAAGGCCCUUCUCCCGCGAUUGCUCAGUUUAGCCGGGCGGCUAGCUCUAGUAAGAGUCUUGGUGGUUCCAAACUUCUUCCAUUUAAGAAUAAUGGAGGCCACUGGGUUCUUAGGGAUCUUCGAUGCUGCGUACAUUUUUUUUGUGUCCUUCCCCAGAUCUGUGCCUCGACACAAUCCUGCAUCUGGGCUCUACGGACAAUUCCUUCAACCUCAUGGCUUGGUUUUUGCACUGACAUACACUGUCAAUUGUGGGCAUUAUAUAGACAGGUGUGUACCUUUGCAAAUCAUGUUCAAUCAAUUGAAUUUACCACAGGUGGACUCAGUCAAGUUGAACAGACAUCUGAAGGAUGAUCAAUGGAAACAGGAUGCACCAGAGCUCAAUUUCAAAUCUCAUAGCAAAGGGUCUGAAUACUUAUAUAAAUAAGGUAUUUCUUUGUUUUUUUUAAAUAUAUAUAUAUAAAUUAACAAACAUAAAAAUAACAAUUUUUGCUUUAUCAUUAUGGGGUAUUGUGUGUAGAUUGAGUUUUUGUAUUUAAUCACUUUUAGAAUAAGGAUGUAACAUAAGAAAUUCUGGAAAAAGUGAAGGGGUCUGAAUACUUUCUGAAUGCACUGUAUGUAGCUAGAUAUGUAUAAAUUGAAAUGGUUUAAACGACUUAUGAUCUUGGGGAUGUCACUACCAUAAACUAUGUAGAUAUGCCGUAGGUAGCAAGAAAAUAAUCGAUGCUCAGGGAAUCUUACUCAGCCGCAAUUUUCUUGUUGUGUUUCACCCUCUUCUCUGCUAUUUACCCCAACUGAUUAAACACAGCUGAAAAUAUUCUGAUAUGUUCUGAUAUUAUAUGUGUUCCAUAGCCUAGUAUGGUAUAGUCCUUGUGGGUGGAUUUUCUUUGGACCAAUUUAUAAUUGGUUUUGUUAUUGCAUUCUCUAGCUAUACAAGAGAGAAAAGAUACAACUCUGUUGGCCUUUUCUGGAAUACAAUUCGAUACAAAUGGCAAGACUUUUCAAUAUCAGUCCUACCCUAAAGAAAAUACUGUUUUAGCAAAUGCAAUUUAGAUGACAAUGUCUUCUUAUCAGACCACAAACCUAAUUAUCACGAUGUCUAGCUGUAGCUUCCCUCUACUUUAACAAAGGUGAACUAGAGGAUUACGUGUUCUCAUGUAAGCCAGGAUUUCAUUUCAGUCUGAGCAUUUUUUUUGGGGGGGGGGUUGCGUGAUUGUUUAAUUAUUCUAUUGUCCUGUGUGUUGGUCAGGGGGCACCUGCGACUUGGCAUAAUGAUAUUUUCUUCCAUGUUACCGUAGCUCCCUCCAAAGGAUUGUGUGUUACAUGAAUGUACAGUAUAGAGCCAAUGUUGAUUAAAACAUGAACCAUUUAGAGUGCACGUCUUUGGGCUUGUUAUCCUGAAUGACUCACCAUCAACCCAAUCAGAAGACAAAAUGUAUUUAAUGCUAAUUUGUGAUUCUUAUUGUACGCAUUAUACUGUAUUCCUCUAUUUUCCUAUUUGAAAAAGCAUAUAUGCUGGAAACUUAUCAGCCAAUUACAUUACAAUUCAUGUUAUCAAAUGCAGGUUGAAGAAAAAUGGAUGUUAAUGCUUUUUAUGACUUGUACAAUUGAUUUGUAUCUGUGAGAGACAUGCUGGUGUAGAUCUAGAGAAAUUAUCUAAUCUAGCAUAGUAUAAUCUCUACUUCUCAACCUAAUUCAAAAAUAGGAAAAUAUACACUUCUGUCUUUUGCAUUUUCAAGAUAACUUUCAUAAACAAAUAUUUUCUUAUACUGCUUUUGUUUGCUACGUGAAUAAUACAGUUGUGUUAUACCCUG
This is a messenger RNA of Oncorhynchus keta (chum salmon), 9866 nucleotides long. Its product is annotated as CUE domain-containing protein 1-like. The record is from RefSeq and is a predicted model, not a curated record. Bases 748 to 2007 code for a protein of 419 amino acids. The transcript is spliced from 11 exons. NCBI's taxonomy places the organism in Eukaryota, Metazoa, Chordata, Actinopteri, Salmoniformes, Salmonidae. Gene Ontology annotation, molecular function: ubiquitin binding.